Molecule: messenger RNA, 411 nt
Organism: Fraxinus pennsylvanica
Lineage: Eukaryota; Viridiplantae; Streptophyta; Magnoliopsida; Lamiales; Oleaceae
Source: the annotation of a GenBank genome assembly
AUGCAUCAUUUUGCAGUUAAAAACAACCUUAUUGAUACAAAUGCAGAGACAACCAAACUAGGUUUUAAAGGCAGUGAUUCCACCCUUCUUCGUCCUAAGCCUCGUCGGCUCGGGUCAGCCCUGACUGAAUAUCUUAAUCCUCUCAAAUGCAGCAAGAACAGUAAGCCAAAUUCUGAUGCAAGAAGUGGAGUUCUAUACAUGCUUGCCGAAAAGACAACAAAUGGACGAGGAUGCAUGUGCACUGGGUGCUCACCCUCUUGUUACUCGGGAUCUCCACCGACUAGGACAGACAAUCCAUUGGUUCAUGAUGUGCAGUUCGUGCAUCAGACGGAGUUGUUUUCGCCUUUCACUCGAAUAGAGUUAAACCGCCAUUUUGCAGUUCGUGCAGUUCGUGCAUCAGACGGUUCAUGA